This is a messenger RNA of Sarcophilus harrisii (Tasmanian devil), 1460 nucleotides long. RefSeq names its product calcium homeostasis modulator family member 4 (gene CALHM4). NCBI's taxonomy places the organism in Eukaryota, Metazoa, Chordata, Mammalia, Dasyuromorphia, Dasyuridae. Gene Ontology annotation, molecular function: monoatomic cation channel activity. The coding region runs from base 296 to 1243 and encodes 315 amino acids. The transcript is spliced from 2 exons. The record is from RefSeq and is a predicted model, not a curated record.
UUAACAGCAUAUAUUUCCCUACAUUUUUCAGUGAGAAGAUACCCUGAAGUUCUUUGCUGGCACCUCAUUGUACUAAGAUCUCCCUAUUUUUCUUUCUCCUCUUAAUUAAGAUGUUUUACUAGCUUAGUAUUCAUAGAGUACAUAAGAGAAGAUGCUACAAUUCUUUAAAGAGGCAAAGAUGCUGAGUAACUCAACACAACCAGUUAAACCAGUAGAGUCCUAUAAAAAUGCUUACAGAUGAUGGAGUGUAGCAAAUAGUAAGGACGAAAGGGUUAUUGCUGUUAAGAAGCAUCCUAUGAUGGAUACAAGCAUCAACAACAUUCUGUGUUCUCUACAAAAGAGUGGAACUUGUAUCAAUACCUUGAUUGCAGCUUUAACGAUAUGUGGACAACAACUUUUUUCUUCUUUCACAUUUAACUGCCCCUGCCAGCCUGGAAACAACUUCUAUUAUGGUUCAGCUUUUCUCAUUAUUCCAGCUCUGAUCCUCCUGAUUGUUGGCUAUGCUCUGCGAAGUCAAACAUGGAUGAUAACCAAGGAAAGCUGUUGUAGCUCUUCUCCUCAUCUGCGCUCUGUGAACUCCCUGCAGCGCAAGCUUGCAUGUCUCACAUUCUUUAGCAUCACAGGGAGGGCUCUGGUGGCUCCACUGACAUGGCUGGCAGUGGCUCUGCUGACAGGUAACCACUAUGAGUGUGCAGCAAGUGAAUUUGCUUCAGUGGAAGAAUAUAAUAUCUUUAACAAUUUCAGUGACUCUGAACGCCAAGAGAUCCUGGCUGAAUUUCCAUGCUUUGAACAGAUUCCUCCUGACAUGCUUACAGUGAGGAAUGAAGUGGCUCUUCAGCUCAGAUAUCAAUCACAGAUGUUGGGCUGGACUUUAAUUGCAGUGGCAACUCUAGUGGCCUUCCUUUCCUGCUGCCUGGCAAGAUGCUGUUCCCCACUUACCUCCCUGCAGCAUUACUAUUGGUCCACACACAUCCGAAAUGAGAAGCAACUAUUUGAACAGGCUGCAGAACAGCACUCCAGAAUCCUUAUUAUGCAACGCAUCAAGGAAUUGUUUGGUUUCACUCCUGGGUGUGAAGAUGUUAGGCAAAUUCGGAUUCCUUCUUGUCAGGACUGGAAGGAUAUUUCAAGACCCAGCCUUGUGUGCAUCACUGACAAUCAGCAAGGUUGCUACAAUUUCCUUGGGGAGAGAUUAGAUGUGAAUUUUGAGGAAGGAAAAUCAGAGGCUAUUGAAUUGACAUCCUGACUAAAGCUUCUUCCAUGAUGUUGGGCUAAUAAAGAAUUGAUUUCUGUCAUGAUGAUGAUAUGAGUAAUUCAACUCUUCAUUGCUUUUCCCUUAUCUGAGGUUAUUCAUAAAAAUCCAUCCCAAGUGAUGCUGUCAAAAUUGAUUUAAAUGAUUAUUAUACCAAAAAUCACUUCUUUCUCCAAAUUUCCUCAUUGAACAUUAUAUCUUCAGCAUCCUA